Molecule: messenger RNA, 1092 nt
Organism: Dichotomopilus funicola
Lineage: Eukaryota; Fungi; Ascomycota; Sordariomycetes; Sordariales; Chaetomiaceae
Exons: 2
Coding region: 1-1092 (363 amino acids)
Molecular function (GO): protein dimerization activity
Source: RefSeq, a predicted model, not a curated record
AUGCAAUCUACUCCAGCUGCUGCCCCCCAGGGCUACAGCCCUGAUUUGGACGCUGAGGGAUCUUUUCCGGAGAGGCACCUCGACGAUGACAAAGUGGUCCCUGGCCCAUCACCGGCAGCGGGGCCCCGUCGGUUUCAUGCUGGGACCCCUAAUCAUCGACUAGCUUUUGAACCGAGUCUUCCGACUGUAUAUGCACGGGAUUGGCCUGGCCCAAACCAAACUCUUCCUCUUGACACUCAGGUAUGGCCCCACGGGCCGUUGCCAGACCCAAAUCUUGUUCCAGCACCCUAUCAGCAAGCGACGACACCUUUACUACAGCCAGAAUGGUCCUCCUUUCGAAACCAGCACCAGGAUGGAUUGUCCUCCUGGCCGCAUUCCCACACGGAAAUGAGCCUUGACGAUGAUUCCGAUUCGAUACAGAGCGACUUUUCUCUUACGAUGUCAACGUUAAGCUCCCAACGCCCCCGACGAACAAGUAGUCACCGCGUGUCGAAGCCACUAAAGGCACCAUCACCGAUACCCGGACACCAUCCCGCAGUGCGCGUUGAGAGACCCUACAUCCCGGACUUUGAUUACAGCACAGACUGGCUUGAUCCUGACAGUGCAGCCGCGUUCUUCCCGACGGCUACUCACGAUCCCGCAACAGCAGCAGCGGCAGCAGCAGCAGCGACGGGCACCACAGGGGCGGAGAUUGAAGUAGCGUACCGGGACGGUUCCUCGUCGGCUAAGGUGGACUCGAAACGAAUCGCGCACAAGCUAUCCGAAAAGACUCGACGCAACCGCCUCACGAUAGCAAUACGAGAGAUUCAGAAACUUCUCCCAUCCGGCCUCGCACCCGACGACGAAUCUAGUUCACAAGCGCAAAAGGACGCCGAUUAUAUCGUUCGGCCCGGUGUGCCGAGUAGCAAACUCGACAUUGUGGAAAUGGCUGUUGGGUUUAUCAGGGACCUGAAGGAGAGGAACAAGGACCUGGCGAAGCGGUUACGCGAAGCAGAGAAGCAACUGGAAACGUGCCGGUGUCAAGUCGCGGCAGGGAAACAGCCGGCCGGGUCAUCAUUGAGUCUUCCGGCCAUGGAUGAAACAGCGGGUUGA